AUGCUUAGAAGAGAUCCAACUACUAUCCAUUUGGUUGCAGAAGACAUCAAAGAUAUCGGACAAGGUGCCAACUAUGGAAUUAUCCAGCACCCAAAUAUAAUGGAAGCAGGAUCACGGGGUAAGCUUGAUUUGGAAGCUGUGAAUAAUGAUCCCGAUAACCAAAACUGGGACAGUUCUCUUGACGAAAGCUACUUGGGGAGUAGAAGUAGAGAAAGAGAAACAAAACGUGACACCGAACGCGAUAGGGCAAAUUUAGGAAGUAAAGAAAGAGAACAAGAGUUGUCCCAAGGUAACAUCAACAACUCUUUACUGAGAACUUUGGCAGAUUCCGAAGGACCACACGAUAAAGAAGAACAGCACAGAACCUCUGGAGUGUUCAGUAAGCCAUUUCCUAAUUGA
Messenger RNA from Pichia membranifaciens NRRL Y-2026, 399 nucleotides. RefSeq lists its product as hypothetical. The record is from RefSeq and is a predicted model, not a curated record. Lineage: Eukaryota; Fungi; Ascomycota; Pichiomycetes; Pichiales; Pichiaceae. The transcript has a single exon. Bases 1 to 399 code for a protein of 132 amino acids.